CCCACCACCCGUUCUGCAGCCAUGGUUGCGCUCAAGGGCAUCCCGAAAGUGCUGUCCCCGGAGCUGCUAUUUGCGCUUGCGCGGAUGGGGCAUGGAGACGAGAUUGUUCUUGCAGAUGCGAACUUCCCUACUUCCUCCAUCUGCCAGUGCGGGCCUGUAGAGAUCCGAGCAGAUGGCCUGGACAUCCCACAGCUCCUGGAGGCUGUGCUGGAGCUGCUGCCCCUGGACACCUAUGUGGAAAGCCCGGCUGCUGUCAUGGAACUAGUGCCCAGUGACAAGGAGAGGGGCCUACAGACCCCAAUAUGGAACCGUUAUGAAUCCCUGCUGCUCAAAGCUGACUGCAAGAAAGCUCUGAUGAAGAUAGAGAGAUUUGAAUUUUAUGAACGUGCAAAAAAGGCAUUUGCUGUUGUUGCAACUGGGGAGACGGCACUCUAUGGAAACAUCAUCCUCAAGAAGGGGACUCUUGACCUCGGACCCUGAUAGAGACCACCUGAACCCAAUCAGCAAGCCACCCCUUGACAGCACCCAGACCUGGACCCCAGCCUGGGCUUCAAGAGGUUGGCAGAUCUUGAGAGACUCUGCUGACCCUGACAGAGAUUUCUUCCUUCCCUGAUUUGUGAAAUUGAGAGGGGAGGGGAGAGUGGUCACUGUCAAUCUUUAAAGGUUUUGUACUGGGAAACCUGUC
Messenger RNA from Peromyscus eremicus (cactus mouse), 685 nucleotides. RefSeq names its product fucose mutarotase (gene Fuom). NCBI's taxonomy places the organism in Eukaryota, Metazoa, Chordata, Mammalia, Rodentia, Cricetidae. The record is from RefSeq and is a predicted model, not a curated record. Gene Ontology annotation, molecular function: fucose binding; racemase and epimerase activity, acting on carbohydrates and derivatives. Gene Ontology annotation, biological process: fucose metabolic process. Bases 22 to 480 code for a protein of 152 amino acids. The transcript has 6 exons.